AUGAGUAAACCGCUUCCACAAGUGGAAGUGCGUUUCAACAACUUUCUGUGCGAGUUAUCGUUCAAGAUGACACGCAAAUCCGAGCUCCCAACUCAAGUUUGUCGCGACGAAAAAAAUGUGGUCGAGAAGCAGAUCCUUCGUCCAGAAUACCCGCACGUGCCAACACCAAAGGAGCUGGAGCUCUCUCGGCAACUGGUGGAGAUUCAACAAGAGGAAAACGUUCGCGUCCAUGAUCUUACUCAAAUGCUGCAAAGCACCAAGCGUGACCAGAUUCUGGCUCAACAAGCGACCGUGGAAGAGGAGCGAAAACGGUGCAAAGUGACCGUCCAAGCUCUCCAAACUGAGCUUGAUCAAAAAAGGAAUGACAAAGAAGCUCAGAAGAACUGGCAGUGUCGAUUCAUUGCGCCGGUUGACGUUCCCGACGACGUCUUCGGUUGCUCCACUUCUUCUAUGCCAGCACCUGUAAUUGACCCGAAGGAGGACGUAUUCUCUCGUUUCGCCCAGAGUCUCGCGCUUCUUCCAGCCUCGCAGGCGCCGCAGGUGGCUGAGGCUGGAGCACUACCAUUCCUCGUCCACUUACUGCAGCAGAAGAUGGGCGACGUUGUCACUGGAUCUGUACUCAUAGCGCUUGUGCACCUUGCAAUUUACCGAACUAAAUCACGCUCUCAUCAGCCAUCGGCAUCAUCGAAAAAUGGACUAGAUAUCCGCGAACAGAUCGUCAAGGCCGGGGUGUGCUUGCCUCUAAUUGAACUCCUCGAAAACUCUGAAAACGCUCGAGUUCUCGUUGAAGCUUCUCGUUUGUGUGCAGCUUUGGCGAGUUACGUCCCCAACAAGCGCGUGUUGGCCUCGAAAAACGUCGUGCGCGUCCUCGCCCAGCAUCUGAUGCCACGCAUUCCUCCAAGGAAUCGAGAAAAACGGGACGACGAUGACGAGGAGGAUAUCUCCUUGAAGCUAGAGCAAAUUCCGUUCCCCUGGGAUGUCGAUGUCCAGCAGAACAUGCUCAGUGCACUCACAAAUCUAUCACAUGACUGCGAAAUUCUUCGGUCUCAAAUUGCUGCUACUCCAAAUUUCUUGCCAAUUGUCGUGCGAUAUGUUCGAGAAAGCUCAAGUUCUGGGGUGCAGACGGAGGCUGCCAAACUUCUCGGCAACAUGGCGUACAACCACGUAGUCAACCAGAGUGCCUUGAUGGCAGCUGAAGCACCUUCUGCACUGACUGCGUGUCUCACGGCUGCCAAUCUACAGCGCAGUCCACUGCUUGCUCGAGCAGGGGCGAUAGGUCUUGCGAACUUGGCGUAUACGUCGGUGAACCAGCUCACCAUCGGCUACAGCAGUGCGUCUACGCUACUCCUACAGUUGCUGGUAGACGCCGUGAGUCAACCGGCAGUCGUCGAGGCUGCAUCGACUGCACUCGCUUGCCUCUGUCAUCAGAACCCACCGAACAAAGCUCGCAUAGCUGCUCAAAAUGGACUCCAGGUGCUGCUGUAUGCACUUGGCGCAACGCGUGACACGGAAGGCGACGAGGAUGAACGUGGUGUCGGCGCAGCACUUAUCGCACUCUGUGACUCCUUCGCCGUUCUCGCCAACUCCAGACCCGAUCGACAGCAAGUCUUGGAGCUCGACGGCCAUUUUCUUCUUUGUCAGCUUUGCCACAACUGCUCCGUCAUGAAGACGCCAAAGCUGCUCGAGUCCUCCGCACGUGCCAUAUGUGCACUAGUGCCGCCUCCACUCGAGAGAAGCGCGUUGCUCGCAGAUAGCAGAGAAAGCAAAAUGGAGACGAAAUCCGUCGCACUCAAGGCUCUGGAGCGUGCGCGUCACCUGUUAGAGCAGGAGUCUCAACGUCAUCGUCACGGCGAAGAGGGAGACGCAAUGAAAGGCCGACGUCGCUGGCUCACGCAGACGAUUGACUUGCUUAUUAGUUACCAAAUCUCCGCUCCAUUGCCGCUAGAGAAGACUGGAAGCGACGGACAAGUCGAGUUCCGCAAUCGUAGCAGCUUCUCCCUCGAGUCACUCACUGCGAUCCCACCUGACGAUCUCUGUCCUCACUUCUACGACCACUAAAACCAGGACCCGCUCAUCAACUCGUUGUUGCUCCGUCGCCUUAAAAAAAACUUAACGCGACGAGCUGACUCAUGUAGCCUUCUUGCGUUGGUGCACUUGUCCCGGUCUACCACUUGCUUGUGGAGACCUC
Phytophthora infestans T30-4 is the source of this 2188-nucleotide messenger RNA. RefSeq lists its product as uncharacterized. NCBI's taxonomy places the organism in Eukaryota, Oomycota, Peronosporomycetes, Peronosporales, Peronosporaceae. The record is from RefSeq and is a predicted model, not a curated record. The transcript has 4 exons. Bases 1 to 2058 code for a protein of 685 amino acids. Gene Ontology annotation, molecular function: protein-membrane adaptor activity; protein binding. Gene Ontology annotation, biological process: nucleus-vacuole junction assembly.